Messenger RNA from Nicotiana tabacum (common tobacco), 381 nucleotides. RefSeq lists its product as uncharacterized. The record is from RefSeq and is a predicted model, not a curated record. Lineage: Eukaryota; Viridiplantae; Streptophyta; Magnoliopsida; Solanales; Solanaceae.
AUGAAUUCCUUCAAAUUCUAUCUCCCAAUUCUUGUCCUUUUACAAAUUUUAACAUCUUCUUUAGCUACACUUUAUCCAGUUUCUGUUGCUAAUAUAUUGAAUGCACCAUUAACUAUCCAUUGCAUAGCACAAGGACAAAAUGUUAGUAGAGACAAUGCCCCUGCUGGUUUUGUUCUUAAUAUGUCUAUUGACACAAAUCUUGCUAAUCCAACUGCUACAUGUCAACUAAGUUCUGGAAAUUUGCAAGGGAAUUUUGUGGUUUUUGAUCCUUCAAAAGAACCUAACAGAUGUUUUAAUGGAAGAUGUCUCUGGCAAGCAAGACCAGAUGGGCUUUACCUUGUUAUUAAUGGCCAGUUUAGUUUAGUGUAUAAGUGGCCAUAA